Molecule: messenger RNA, 2905 nt
Organism: Neltuma alba
Lineage: Eukaryota; Viridiplantae; Streptophyta; Magnoliopsida; Fabales; Fabaceae
Product: subtilisin-like protease SBT3.6
Exons: 10
Coding region: 571-2832 (753 amino acids)
Biological process (GO): proteolysis
Molecular function (GO): serine-type endopeptidase activity
Source: RefSeq, a predicted model, not a curated record
AUUUAUUUCAUCACCCCACCGGCGCCUGGUGGCAUUUUUCUUUUUUCUAAGGAGACUCAGUGCUAAAGAUCUCUCUUUUUACAGAAUCAACUGCUUUAGGUAUUUGCUGCUUGUGCUGUGUAUACAGGAACCAACCACGGAUCUCUUGGAGCAGUGAAGAUAAUCAAGAUAUUGGUUUCAGACAAAUGAUGAGACUUUAUCUCCCCCUUUAAAAAAACAAUUAAAAGAACAUUCAAGAGUGAUCGUCGUGGGACCAUUUAUCAUCGGAAACAAGUGGGUUAGGCUUGUUAUGUUCUCGAGUCUAUGCGUAGGAGUAUUACUGGUCCUCUACUGGAGCCAAAUUUGAAAAAGAGCCUCUCCGUCCAAAGAUACCGAUCACAUCGCUAAAGCUGUCUGAAAACUGAUGAUACACAACACGACAUAGUGGGACAGUGGGCUCUCCUCAGUCACUGAACCAACGUGCGCUGCCAAUUCAUUAUGUCGAGUCUGCAGGGAUGACAACUGUUUUGAGUUUUGUAUCAUCUUCUCUUCACAUGAGAGACCAUUCAGAAAUUUGAUGGUGGCCGCUUAAUGACUGGCGCACUACCUUUAAUUUGUUGGCUCAAGGUUUACAUUGUUUACAUGGGAAAGAAGCAGCACGAUGAUCCAGAGCGCCUCACUGAACUCCAUCAUGAAACUCUUAAAUCAGUCAUUCGAAGAGAAGAAUCCUCAGACUUUAUGGUGUAUAGCUAUAGACAUGGGUUCUCAGGUUUUGCGGCGAGGCUUACAAAAACUCAAGCUAAAAUGAUUGCAGAGUUACCUAAUGUUGUUCGAGUGAUGCCCAAUAAUUUUUAUAAGAUGCAAACUACCAGAAGCUGGGACUACCUUCAACUGCCUUUACAGUCUUUCAAUAGUCUUCAGCAUCAAGCCAAGCUGGGACAUAGUGCCAUCAUCGGCCUUCUUGAUUCAGGAAUAUGGCCUGAAUCUAAAGCUUUCUCCGAUGAAGGCAUGGGGCCAAUCCCCUCUAGGUGGAGGGGAGUCUGCGAAUCAGGAAAACACUUUGACGCGGCAAAGAGCUGUAACAGAAAGUUGAUUGGAGCUCGUUAUUUUAUCAAAGGGCUUCAAGCUGAAUAUGGACAGCCAUUAAAUGCCAGUGUGUUCCAAGAUUACUUGUCCCCAAGAGAUACAUCCGGGCAUGGAACACACACCUCUACUAUAGCUGCUGGCUCCUUCAUCAGUAAUGCCAGCUACAAAGGACUAGGUGCCGGAACAGUACGAGGCGGUGCUCCGAUGGCUCGCCUGGCUAUGUACAAAGUCUGCUGGAAUAUGUAUGAUGGAGGACUUUGUGCAGCUGCUGACAUACUGAAAGCCUUGGAUGAAGCCAUACAUGAUGGCGUUGACGUAUUAUCACUGUCCAUAGCCUCUGAUCUUCCCCUUUAUUCUGAUGUGGAUGAGCGUAAUGGGAUCACCUUGGGGGCUUAUCAUGCCGUGGCACAUGGAAUUAGUGUUGUUUGCUCCGCAGGAAAUGAUGGUCCAAAUGGUCAAACAGUGCAGAGUCCAGCACCGUGGAUAACAACCGUGGCAGCAAGUAGCACAGACCGCUCCUUCCCUACACCUAUCACACUUGGAAACAACUGGACAACACUGGGUCACGGGAUGUUUACAGGGAAGGAUACAGGGUUCGUCAAUCUGGUAUACCCUGAGGAAUCAAAAGAGCUCCAAAGUCCUCGUUACUGCAAUUCUCUCUCGCCAGAUGACAGUUGGGUAAGAGGAAACGUGGUUUUCUGCUUUGUCUUCGAUUAUCGAUAUUAUGCAGUGCAGGACGCUGCUCAGAUUGUCAGAGAAGCUGGGGCUUUAGGGAUUAUCGUGGCCAGGGAUCCCAGUACGGUACCAGUUGAACCAUGUGGAAAUAAUUUUCCAUGCGUCCAAAUAAGCCACGAAACUGGAAUGCAGAUACUCUACUACACCCGUUCUACAAGGCGUCCUAGAGUAAAGAUUGGCUCUUCCAAAACACAUACUGGCAGACCUGUGCCAACCCGCAUAGCAGCAUUCUCGUCUAGAGGGCCUAGUUCUGUUGCCCCUGCAAUACUUAAGCCAGACAUAGCAGCUCCAGGUGUCAAUAUAUUAGCUGCAGUCGCUCCUGAUGAGGAUUCCUCAAAAGACACAGUCUUUGCUUUUAUUUCCGGAACUUCAAUGGCAGCUCCUCAUGUCUCAGGCAUAGUUGCACUGCUCAAAUCGCUACACCCUAAUUGGUCACCUGCUGCCCUCAAAUCAGCCAUAAUCACAACAGCAUGGACGACUGAUCCAUCUGGGGAACCAAUAUUUGUGGAAGGAGAACCAACGAAGCUUGCAGAUCCAUUUGAUUUUGGUGGCGGGAUUGUGAAUCCAAACAGGGCAGCAGAUCCUGGUCUUAUCUACGACAUGGACUCAGCAGAUUAUGUUCAAUACCUCUGUGGCAUGGGCUACAGUAAUCCCAGCGUUUCCCUCCUAACGGAACACCCCAUCUCUUGCCCCGCCAACCGGCCCUCCAUGCUUGACAUAAACCUGCCUUCCAUAACUAUACCAUCCCUUAGGAAGUCAACAAUCAUAGUAAGAACAGUCACAAAUGUUGGACCUGUCGACUCAAAGUACAAGUCCAUCGUAGAGCCUCCCAUUGGCAUAACCAUAGCUGUGCAACCGGAUAUUUUAUAUUUCAACUCUACAUUGAAGGCCAUAACCUUCAGCAUUAUUGUUUCCUCAAGUCACCGUGUGAGCACAGGAUACCUCUUUGGUAGCUUGACAUGGCACGACGGUAAGCAUUCAGUCAGGAGUCCAAUAUCUGUCAGAACUCGGAUCACAGAAUCUUAUAGUUGAUGAUUUGAAAUAAAAGGUUGAGUAUCGUGUGGAUCGUGAACUUUAUGAAUAAUAUGAAGAUCUAUUAACUGUA